CACCGGAUAAUUCUGUUUCAUCACCACUCACCACUUUCCAACCCCAACAGAAAAAGAAAAUUCAAAUCGGAGGUUUUUUUCUAUUUGUUUUCUUUUUGAGAUUAUUCAGUUUCUGUGUUCGAAUUCGAAAUCGGAGCGAGAUGUUCAGUGAAUGCAGCAGCUCUUCGUCUUCAUCUAGAUCGGUGAGAUUAGGUAACAGGCUGAGAUCGCCGAUCUGCUGUUUCGGCGCGAAUGCGGUGGAGCCGGAGGCGACGAUCGGGCCGAGGACGCCGAGAUCGCCGUACGCGUGGCUGAAAUCGACGGCGCACGAGCUCGAGAUCAAGGAUCGGUGCCGGCGCGUGAAGGCGCGCAUCAAGGGGACACACCGGAACAGCGGCGGAAACCACAACCACCAUGGCUCCGGGGAUUUCAGCUACGAUCCUCUCAGCUACGCGCUCAAUUUCGAGGACGACGUCCGCGCCGACGAGGACGAGUCGUUUCCCAGUUUCAUAUCGAGGUUGCCGAUUUCUCCGGAGCGAAAGCCCCAUCCGGCGGCGAUCGCUCUAGUCUCCGUCUAAUCUCUUUUUUAUUUGUGAAUCUGAGCAAUGUGCGUACGGACUUGGCCGUCUGCUUAGGAUGACGACGACGACGUAAAAGUUAGUCCGAGCGAUAUAAGAUUGUAAUAUAUGCGAAAUCUCCUAAGCUUCCAGCCUUUGUGUAUAAAUGAUUUGUAUAGUUUUUAUUUCAAUGCUUACCAUAA
This is a messenger RNA of Tarenaya hassleriana, 739 nucleotides long. RefSeq lists its product as uncharacterized. Bases 141 to 557 code for a protein of 138 amino acids. NCBI's taxonomy places the organism in Eukaryota, Viridiplantae, Streptophyta, Magnoliopsida, Brassicales, Cleomaceae. The record is from RefSeq and is a predicted model, not a curated record. The transcript has a single exon.